AUGAGUCCGCCUACUCCCGUUCUCUCCCGGGCAGAAGUGCUGCGGCGAUACGAAAAACAGCUAAGUGAUCCGGCCAAAUACAACUGCUCGCUCAAGUCGAUUUCCCAAAACGAGUGUACGUUCCGUGUUUCGCCGGACUCCUCCACAGUCCAAGAGACCAUUUGCAUUCCCUUCAAGCGGCUUUUCCAGCGGUGUCUAGUUCCGUAUGCGAAAAAGGUGAACGGAAAAAAGGAAACGGCGCUGCGGUGGGUCAACAUUGAGAUCACAGAUGCCGAGACCAAUGAGCCUGUGCGGGCCAAGUACGGCGAAGAAGUCAAGCGUUUUCUUGAGGCAGAGCAGGACUUGGUCCGAUGGAUGGAUGCGACGAUGCGCAAGCAGGACUAG
Molecule: messenger RNA, 384 nt
Organism: Clavispora lusitaniae ATCC 42720
Lineage: Eukaryota; Fungi; Ascomycota; Pichiomycetes; Serinales; Metschnikowiaceae
Cellular component (GO): mitochondrial inner membrane peptidase complex
Source: RefSeq, a predicted model, not a curated record